Molecule: messenger RNA, 207 nt
Organism: Didymodactylos carnosus
Lineage: Eukaryota; Metazoa; Rotifera; Eurotatoria; Philodinida; Philodinidae
Source: the annotation of a GenBank genome assembly
AUGAAGCGAGAAAACUUUUGUAAAAUGUGGGAUAUUUCAGAUGGAUUUGCCCCUAAAUCGAGAGAAGACUCGAAUGAAAAAUCAAGUGAUGAAGAUAAUGAUACACCGAAAAUAUUUAUCUCAGCACCGGAUGUCGGUCGCACAAGAUGGAGUAUGUAUGGUAUGAAUUGUCGACGUAUCUCCCUUGAUGGUGGUAUAAACGGAUGA